AUGAGUAGAACUACUUACUCCACAAAAGGUGUGACUUCUUGGCAAUUCAAGAGAACACAAAGUGAAGCUGCCUUGAAUUCCUUAUUUGUCAUUAACCUAAAGUUAGAACGUUGGGUGCCAAGUGGUUGUCCAGGCGUACUAAAAAUUGAUAGACAUCCUUUGAAAUCCAAAAACCCUCCAUCAUCAUUCCGUGGUACACAAUUCAAUCUUGUUUCAUUAUUUUGCUCAAAAUAUAGUGAGCAAAAUGUUGAUGUUUCCUCUACAAGUCUCUUCAAUUCUACAAAAGUGAAAAGGCACCAGCCUGGAAAAGCACGAGAGUGGGCGGAUGAUAAUGAUGAAGACGGGAAUAUUAGGAUGGAAAAGGUGGCGGAGGUCAAGAAAGCAUUCCCAAGUCACGAGGAGACUUAUUUUAUGCGGAAUGAUGAUGCUAGACUGCGGCGUUUGACCGAUAAUAGGAUUGAUAAUCUUGAGGAGGUAAGGGAAGACCAUAGGCGCAUUAGGCAGGCAGAGAUUGUUUCAACGAUUGGGGACAAAAGGAGGAGGGAAGAAGGAUUAGAUUCGGAGGAUGAGGAUGCAUUCGAGGAAAGGAGAAGGAGUAUUAGGGAGAGGUUGUUCCAAAGGCAACAAGAGGAGGCAGCACUAAUGCCAGAAGAAGAAGAGGAGGAGGAGUCUGAGUACGAGACUGAUUCUGAAGAAGAAACAGCAAGAAUUGCAAUGGUGAAACUGGUUUUUGUUCCUAAAUCAGGGAGAGAUACAAUUGCGGAACGUGAGAGGCUUAAGGUAGAAGAGAUGGCACUCGAGGAAGCUGUGAAAAGGAGGAUGGAAGAGAAUAGGGUGGAGACUAGGCAAAUUGUGGUUGAAAAAUUUUGGGAGGACCAGGACACUCAAAGGAAUAUGGAGUCGGAAGCAAAUAUUACAGAUAUGGAUUUAGAUGAUGAUGUGAAUGAGGCUGAGGAAUAUGAGGAUUGGAAGGAUAAUAGGGAGAUUGUGAGGAUCAAGAGGGAUAGAGAUGACAGAGAGGCAAGGUUGAAGGAGAAGGAGGAGAUUGAGAGGGUAAGAAACAUGACAGAGGAAGAGAGGAGGGAGUGGGAGAGGAAGAAUCCAAAACCUUCUGGAAAAUCCAAGAAACAGUGGAUGUUUUUGCAGAAAUACUACCAUAAGGGUUCUUUCUUCCUGUCAGAUCCUGAUGAUCCUGUUGGAACUGCCAAAGCUGAUUAUAUUUACACUCGUGAUUUCUCUGCUCCAACUGGAAAUGAUAAGAUGGACAAGACCGUAAUGCCCAUAGUCAUGCAGGUUAAGUACUUUGGUCGUAGUGGAAGGACAAAAUGGACUCAUCUUGUCAAUGAGGACACAACUGAUUGGAAUAACCCAUGGACCUAUAACGAUUCUCUUCGGGCCAAGUACGCAAAAAUGGCUGGAAUGAGUGCACCCACAGCCAAACCUGAAGGAAGCAAGAAACUAAAGGAUUGGGAGACACGUUGA
This is a messenger RNA of Olea europaea var. sylvestris, 1482 nucleotides long. RefSeq names its product microfibrillar-associated protein 1-like. Gene Ontology annotation, cellular component: U2-type spliceosomal complex. Gene Ontology annotation, biological process: mRNA splicing, via spliceosome. The transcript is spliced from 4 exons. The coding region runs from base 1 to 1482 and encodes 493 amino acids. The record is from RefSeq and is a predicted model, not a curated record. Lineage: Eukaryota; Viridiplantae; Streptophyta; Magnoliopsida; Lamiales; Oleaceae. Gene Ontology annotation, molecular function: RNA binding.